AUGACUAUCAACCCGACAUAUCUUGCGCAGCGGACGCGCCAAUCCAUCAAUUUGGCGGAUGCACAGGCCAGAGUGCGCAUGUCGUAUAGAGAAUGGCUUCGCGCGUCUCCCGAGAUCCAGACUAUGUACUCGCUCAACAUUCCCGUAUCGGUUAUCCGCACCAAGAUCCGCCAGCAGUUUGAGAAACACCGCUACGUCAGCCAGCUCAAGGUUGUCGACGUGCUGCUUUACCAGAGCCAUGCCGAGUUCCAGGAAACGCUCAACUACUGGAAGCAGCUUUCACAUGUGAUGAAAUACUUUCGACAGGAGGAAGAGCCAGCGGCCAGACUGCCGGCUAAUUUCAUUUCGGGAUUCUUGGAGGGCCGAAACUGA
Talaromyces rugulosus is the source of this 372-nucleotide messenger RNA. RefSeq lists its product as uncharacterized. NCBI's taxonomy places the organism in Eukaryota, Fungi, Ascomycota, Eurotiomycetes, Eurotiales, Trichocomaceae. The coding region runs from base 1 to 372 and encodes 123 amino acids. The record is from RefSeq and is a predicted model, not a curated record. Gene Ontology annotation, biological process: response to oxidative stress. The transcript has 4 exons.